This is a messenger RNA of Miscanthus lutarioriparius, 912 nucleotides long. NCBI's taxonomy places the organism in Eukaryota, Viridiplantae, Streptophyta, Magnoliopsida, Poales, Poaceae. The record is from the annotation of a GenBank genome assembly.
AUGGACAUGGCGCGGUACGAGUCGUGCUACCGGCACUGGAUCGCCGGGCAGGAGGCGGGCCUCGCGGAGCUGGAGGCGGCGUCGGCCAAUGCCGCCGCGGGCCGGGCGACGGACGCCGAGCUGCGGGCCGUGGUGGAGCGGUGCAUCCUCGGGUACCAGGACUACGCCACCCGCAGGCGCGCGCUGUCGCGGGAGGACGGCGCCGCCUUCUUCGCCCCGCCCUGGUGCACCGCCUUCGAGAACUCCGUGCUCUGGCUCGGGGGCUGCCGCCCGUCGCUCACCGUCCGCCUGCUCUACAACCUCUCCGGGGAGGGCCUGGAGGCGCAGGUGGAGGAGCUGCUGGGCGGCCUCAGGCACGGCGUCGUCCCGACGGGAGCGCUGGGGAUCACGUCCGCGCAGCUGCUGCUCAUCAACGACCUCCACAUCCGGACGGUGCACCAGGAGAACGCCCUGUCGGAUCGCCUCGCCACCCUGCAGGAGGACGUCGCCGACCGCCCGCUCCUGCCCAUCGUGAGGCAGCGCGGCGAGCUCGCCGCGGCGGCGGCACGGCAGGGCGCGCGCGCUGCCCGCGGAACCUGCGACGGCGCGGUACGGCGGCUCGGGGCGGCCGGGCCAGGAGGCGGCGCGGACGCCGAGGCGGUGGACGCGGCGCUGGACAGCUACGAGGCCGCGCUGUCGCGGCUGCUAGUGGAGGCCGAUGAGCUGAGGAUGGCGACGGCGCGGGCGCUGGCGACGGAGAUCCUGACGCCGCGGCAAGCCGUGGAGAUGCUGGCGGCAAGCAAGCACCUGCACCUCUCCGUCCGCGACUGGACCCGCCGUAGGGAAGCAGCAGCUGGCGCACAGCAACAGCUUAACGGGCCGAGCGCCGGGACGGCCGGCAGCACCUCCGCCACCGUCCGCCGGAACCCAUGA